CACGAUUACAAUGCAUUUGCGAACGCGUGGUUAGGACGCGACUCAAUGGAUACGACUUGCCUGUCAAAUAUGCGAAUAUUCACGCGACACUUAUUUCGAAUGCGCUCGGCAGCGUUUUAAGAGUACGUGCGAUGUUGUGCUCGACGACGGACUUCAAUUUCAUACGUAAACCGUACCGGACUUCCACAAGAACCGUCGAGCAGAACCAGAUGAACUCAGAAUCUCAAGGGCAGUGUUGUAUGUUACUGCGAUGAAAGAUGCCAAUUCUUAAGGAGCAGUGCUUCUGUUGAAGUGGUUCUGGUUCAAGAGGCCUGCUAAAGCACAAUGAGAGCCAUUGUAUCAAUUGCGCUGAUCACACUGCUGUGUGGCAUAAGCUUAGCCCCUAUCAAUGCCGAUAGGAUAUGUGCCAGUAAAAGGAAAAAUGUUGAAAAUUUUUCUGUGAAACAGAAUUCAGCAAGUAUUUCUGAAGAUGUAUCCAAUAACCAUAAUGUAAGUGAAGAUCUCCAAUAUGAGAGAUGUCAUAAUAAUAAUUUCUGUCAUGCCUUAUGGCAAGAGGAUAAGACUGCAAAUGGUACUAAAAUUAAAAUUUUAUCUCAAGGUUGCUGGAAACAAUCUGGUGAAGAAAAAUGUGAAAAUAAAGAAUGUAUUGCAUUAGAAAGAUCUACAAAAGCUUUGAACAAUACAAAAUUUUGUUGCUGUCAAGGGCAUUACUGUAAUAUUAACAUUACGAGUUCCAAUCUUGCUUAUCCAGAUAACAAAUCAUCUAAUUCUGUUUCUUCGCAAAAAAGUCAGCCAACUAGAGAAUAUCUUGAACAGUCAAACUCUGAACGAUGGAUGCUUAUUAUAGUAAGCGUCAUAGCAUGUACACUGCUAAUAAUAUUUACUAUAGCAAUGCUUAUAUAUAGAACGUAUCGUAACAAUAUUUUAGCAAGAUUAGGAAAGCCAUUACCUUAUAAUGAUCAGUUCAUGGAUAGUACAGCGUUAAGAACUGGUACUUAUACAGUUGAUCAUUUGAAACUCGCAACUAUCGUUGGUCAAGGACGAUAUGGAUCAGUUUGGCAAGGCAGUAUGGGAGAUCAAGAUGUUGCAGUUAAAAUUUAUCCCUCACACUAUCGCAAUUAUUUUCAGAAUGAAAGAGAUACUUAUUGUUUACCUUUUAUGGAACAUCCAUCAUUAUUAAGCUACUAUGGCAUGGAUGAAAGAAUAAGUAUGGAAGGUAGUGUUGAAUAUCUUUUGGUAUUCAGUUUUGCUCCAGGUGGUAGUUUAACAGACUUUUUACGAACGCACACUAUUGACUGGACCACAUUCUGCAAAAUGAGUCUUUCUAUAGUUAAAGGACUUGCUUACUUGCAUACAGAUAUACGCAAAGGUGACAAGUUUAAGCCAUGUAUUGCACAUAGAGAUAUAAAUUCAAGGAAUAUAUUAAUCAAAGCUGAUGGCACUUGCUGUAUUUGCGACUUGGGAUUAGCAGUUCAGAUCUCCGGAUCUAAAUAUUAUUCUAAUGGAGAAGAGCAGCAUGCUGAAUUAAAAUCAAUUAAUGAUGUGGGCACUCUGAGAUAUAUGGCUCCAGAAGUGUUGGAAGGCGCUGUUAAUUUACGAGAUUGCGAAAGUUCUUUAAAACAGAUAGAUGUUUAUGCAAUGGGAUUAGUUCUUUGGGAAUUAGUUACAAGAUGUUCUGACAUUUAUAUUCCUGGAUCGGAAGUACCACAGUAUAAACAACCAUAUGAAAAUGAAAUAGGUCUUCAUCCAACAUUUGAACAGAUGCAGGUCUUAGUGUCGCGUAACAAAGCCAGACCACUUUUAGAGGGUAAUUUAGUGGACAGACCAGGGGUGCGUUUGAUUAAGGAAACCAUGGAAGACUGCUGGGACGCAGAUGCUGAAGCUCGUUUAACUGCUUUAUGUACAGAAGAACGUCUUUCAGAACUGCAGUCUCAUCGUGUUACAAUGCAUUUUACCGAUGGAAGUCCGAUGGUGAAUUCUCAUUGCACCCUAGUGCCUUCAACAACAAACAGUCUUUAUAGCGAAUCUUCGCAUCAUGAUAAUGUACAUGUUGUUCAACUUGCACUGAAUAUGGUGCAAGAUGGUAGUGCUAAUGACAGUGCAAUAGCUGAAAAUUUAGUUACAUUAUCACCGUCUGACAGUGUUGUUCAUGAACACAGUUUCAAAAAUUCAAAUGAAGUAGCUAUAUAUAAUCAUACUCAAACGCUUCAACCUUAUCAAGGUAGAAAUCCAUGUAUGGAAAGAAAUUUGAUGUUACAAUCGGAUUCCUUGGAAGAUUUAGGUUGCAAUGGUAAUGUUCUCGUGGAUAAAUCGUUGAAGCACGCGUGUAACGAUCAAUAUAAAACCGCUACAGAAGCACAAGGUCUGGUUUCGCAUGAUUACUUAAGCCAACAUACUACUCAAUUAACGCAACUCAGACCGGCAACGCCUAUACCAUAUGUUCAAAACGUGAUUUCUGACGAAGGAUCAUCUUCAUAUAACAAGCGAAAACAAACGAACAUACACGAUUCGUCUAUCCUAGAAAGUCCACGAAAGAAAUUAUUUGUCUGGCCGAAUCUGAAAAAACUACUCAUCAACAAGAAAAUGUAUCCCUACAGCAGAUACCAAAUAGAUAGAGAGGAUUCCAAGUCAAAUUUAUUAUCAAAGCAAAAUAUUCAGAUUAAAGCUGUUGAAACAAACGUAACAAUCUCAUCUGGAGGCAAAUAUGUAAAUGGCAUCAUUGGUAAGACUUCCACUUCAGCAAUGCCAAUAGAAAAGAAUGACAAAAAUGUACAAACGGGGAAGCAUAAACAAUAUGACAAUGAUAAUGUGACAUCCAAUGCGCGUCCUUCCACUUUGCCACUUGUAAAUUUAAGAAAUAAAAAGAGAGAAAACAAUCUGAGCCGACAACAAAGCAUCGAUAAAUUUAACGAAGUUUUUAAUGUGGGUUCAAACGUGAAUAAUGCAUUGAAGGAUCCACAUAUGAGAAUAAAAACGCCUGGUGAUCUACCGCCGUCUGUUAGGAAAAUUCGUGGUCGUGGACAGUCAACGGCGAGAUUUUCGCUUUACGACGAUCGUAUGAUGUGCAAUAUCCUGAGCGAAGAAGAUGAUCGAAGUGACAAAGCCAUUUGGAAUUCUGUGCCAUUUGGUAUGGAUCUCGGUGAUAGUGACGGAAAACAUUCACCAACGAAACUCAGUACCAAAAAUGUUACAUGCUUUUAAAUCAGAUUAUGAUAUUAAUGUAUUGUAAAGUCUUUAUGUCUAUAAUUUAGUCAUGAAAAGAAGAAGAAUGCUGUAGAAAAUCUUCAGCUUCAAUUUGUGUACAGAACUUGUGUAUAAGGAAGUUUUUAUACUCAAUGAAAAUAUAUUGCUACAACAUAAAUGACACUAAACGAUGACAUUAAAAGGAAAUUAGAAAAAGAUGAUACUCAGAGAAACUCGUGCUACUCAAUUGGUUUGUCAUAUUAUAUUGAUAGCAUAUUUUGUGUGUGCAUCAUGAAUGCUUUUCAUGAAGUAGAUGAUUGAAUAUGCACAUGAUAAUUAUAAAUAGAAAAUAGAAAAUCAAAUUGUCUUGCAAUCUAUGUAUGCUGAACUAUAAGAGAAAUGGGUUUGUUCGUCAUAACUCUACUUUCAUAUAUAUGUGAAUCAUCUUCUUUAUAGUCAAUAUUUUCUUUUUUUCAAUUUGAUAUUUAUAGAAUUAAUGCAUUCAGUGUAAUUAAUAAAUACAUAGACAAUCAAUGUUAACAUUUACAUCACGUCGUAAAACAUUGUUAACAUCUUGAUGUGUAAUUGACUUUUAAUCAUUUCACAGCAUUUAAAAGACAUAAUCUCUAUACAUGUAAUGUAAAACAACAAUCUCUUAAUGUUAAUAUUUAUGGAAUAUUCUCCAUUUGAUAUUAUUAGUCGAAUAUUUACAAAAUUACGGACGAAAGU
This is a messenger RNA of Linepithema humile (Argentine ant), 3912 nucleotides long. It is a transcript of the gene wit, whose product is annotated as wishful thinking. The record is from RefSeq and is a predicted model, not a curated record. Gene Ontology annotation, biological process: BMP signaling pathway; cellular response to growth factor stimulus; protein phosphorylation. Gene Ontology annotation, cellular component: plasma membrane; signaling receptor complex. Gene Ontology annotation, molecular function: ATP binding; transforming growth factor beta receptor activity. NCBI's taxonomy places the organism in Eukaryota, Metazoa, Arthropoda, Insecta, Hymenoptera, Formicidae.